Messenger RNA from Mycena citricolor, 1219 nucleotides. Lineage: Eukaryota; Fungi; Basidiomycota; Agaricomycetes; Agaricales; Mycenaceae. The record is from the annotation of a GenBank genome assembly.
CCCUCAUGUCUUCCCUUCGCGCUCUCCGCCAACUAUCUUCAAUCUCCCGGACUGUUUCCCUGAGGGGGAAACACUCGCCGCCUCUGCAUUUGCUAGCGGCUACUGGACGCGCGCUCCCAUCCACGACCCUUCGCGCGUUCUCGGUUUCCACGCCCACUCGCAGUGCUACCCCCGCUUCCACCGCCCUCCUUGAAAAACUUAAGGAAGAGCUCGACUACGAGGUGAAAGCUGCGAGCGACAGCGGAGAGCAGUUGCCCGAAGUGCUUUCGGCUUUCCUUUCGGAAGGCGUAUGGAAGCUGGAGGAUGUCCCGGGGAACGACGAGGUGCUGCUGUUUGGGAAGUAUGAGAAUGAGACCAUCCGCGUCAUGUUCUCCAUCGCCGACCUCCAGACCGUUGACGAAAGCCCUGAGAAUGAAAUGGAGGAGGAGGAGGAGGAACCCGAAACACCCACGGAGCUGCGCGUGCGCGUAACUUUCUCCAAGUCCAACGCGCCGGGUGCGAUGACGGCCGAUUUCUACUGCUCCAACGGCGUGCUUCAGCCGGCCAAUGUCUCGUACUAUGCGGACAGCGAAACCGGCACGGGGCUCACCAUGGACGCCGAUUUCACGCGACGACUGCUGUACAACGGGCCUGUGUUUGAGACCCUCGACGCUGGACUGCAGGAGCAAUUUGACGCGUUUUUCCGUGAACGCGGGAUCGACGAGGCACUGGGUGUCUUCAUCCCGGAAUACGCACAGUGGAAGGAGCAAAGGGAAUACAUCGCAUGGCUGGAGGGCGUGCACAAGUUUGUAGGAGCGUAAAUGCUCGUGCAAGAGCUCGUAUCAAAAGCAUCGUACAAGAUGCAUCUAGUAUACAAUCUUUCUGCUCGCUCCCUGCGUGAGCUGAAUGCGGCUCAGUUCCAUUCGAAGUCUUAAGCUUUAGGCCGGAUGCAUGGAAUGUGAAUCUCGUCGAGGGACCAGAGUACUCGGAAAAGAUACACGAUCAAAAGGGUGUGUCAUGCUGGUCGGCAAGCAGAGACCGCAAAGCUUCGCUCUCGAUACACCGAGAGCCGUUGGCGGAAAAGUGGGGCAAGCACUUGUUGACAAUCCACUUGCCUGCGAUGUCGAGAACCCCCCUGGAAUCUGUGCGCAGUCAAUUUCGAAGCUGGCGUAUGAGCACCCUCCACCUGCGCAGAUAUGAUCAUGAGAGUCCACUCGGGGGAGAUUACAGGAACACACGC